GAAAAUGAACGGGAUCGAUGAGUCAGGCGUUGACGCUUGUUGAACCUGGCACGAUGAUGAAAAUGAAGGGAAUUUAUGAGCCAGGCGUUGACGCUUGUUGCGACUGGCACGACGAUGACAAUGAACGGGAGCGAGCACUGGCAUCACCAAAGCGUGAUGCCUUUUCUACGCAAUGCCUGCGAAGUGCCUCAUUCUAUGGCAGUCAUUGCGAGCACUGGCAUCACCGAAGCGUGAUGCCUUUUCUGCGCAAUGCCUGCGAAGUACCCCAUUCUACGGCAGAGUCAAUGCGAGCACUGGCAUCACCAAAGCGUGAUGCCUUUUCUGCGCAAUGCCUGCGAAGUACCCCAUUCUAUGGCAGUCAUUGCGAGCACUGGCAUCACACCGAAGUGUGAAAUAUCUACUUCUACGAAAUGCACUUACCCCUGCUUACUGCUAUUUUCCUGCGCGAUGCUGGGCGACCGUCCGGUUCGGCGAGCUAGAGCAAAUGAUCGCAUUUGGUGUAAAGUGCUUGCUUUUAUAGCAGCAUCGCGCAGCUUUCGUCACCGUAGCAAGAGAGUGACACGGCAUUACUGCACGACAGUGAACCGUAAAUGGCGUCGGGAAGGCUUCUACAUAAACAUUUGUAAGAAGGUAUAG
Molecule: messenger RNA, 636 nt
Organism: Bactrocera tryoni
Lineage: Eukaryota; Metazoa; Arthropoda; Insecta; Diptera; Tephritidae
Exons: 3
Coding region: 250-636 (128 amino acids)
Source: RefSeq, a predicted model, not a curated record